AGUCGUUGAUGUUGAAUCGUUGAUCGCGACGGAUUUUGGAGCCUGUGAAAUAAUUGUCAUCAUCGGAUUUGAAUUUCUAGGGUUGGAUUUUGUGAAAUAAUUAGUGAUUUAUUAUGUAGAUAUAUAUCCGGAGUCGGAUUAGGGAAUGGUGGACAGUAUUUGAGGGUGGAUUGAACAGAGAGCGAUAUGGGCGGUGGUAUUAGAAUUAUUGUGAAGUAUGUUGUUGUCUUUGUUGAGCAAGCGUACAUUAUAUGAUGAUUCUAGGGAUUCAUAUGGAUUUACUGUGAGACCUCAACAUGCCCAUAGGUAUCGAGAGUACUCCAAUAUCUACAAGGAGGAAGAAGGGGAGAGAUUGGCAAAAUGGAGGGGAUUUCUUGUGCAGCAAGAAGAGUCUACAAGGGCUAGUCGUGCUAAGGAAGAUGACACUGAACCUGUGGUUUCCGAGGUUACAGAGGAGUCACAUGAUCUCAGGCAAACAGCUAGUGAACCUGUGGUUUCCGAGGUUACAGAGGAGCCACAUGAUCUCAGUCCAACAGCAAGUGAACCUGUGGUUUCCGAGGAUACAGAGGAGCCACAUGAUCUCAGUCCAACAGCAAGUGAACCUGUGGUUUCCGAGGUUACAGAGGAGCCACGGGAUCUCAUUCAAACAGCAAGUGAGGAAAGGGAAGAUUCGGCUGAACAGUCCGAUGCCAUUUCUGAAGGCACUGCUGUUGAAAAGGUGAGCAGAGAAGAUGGAAAUUCAAGUGAAAAGAGGUCUGAGGGAAGUAUACGUCCCAAGGAAGCUCCAAGUAACCAACAUAGUAUGCCCCGUGAGGUGAAGACAUGGGCUGAUAUUAGUUCAUCACUAAAUUCCAUAGAUCAUUUGAUGAGUUUACGAAUAAAGAAGAAUGCGAACACGAAGCAUGAAAAGAUAAGGUGCGAAAAUAAUGACCUUCCAUCAAUAGAUGAGGGAAGAGCAGAUAGUGGAGGGUCUGAAGACGAUAGUGAGAGAACAGAUAGUGCAGAAGCUCCUACAGUAGAAACUAGUUCCUGUGAUAUACUACUACCCACAGAAUCCAGUUUUCCUUGGAAACAAGAACUAGCAUCCCUUGUUCAAUUAGGAGUACCCAGGGAACUUAGGGGGGAGGUGUGGCAAGCAUUCGUUGGUGUUAGAACCCGCCGAGUGGAUAGAUAUUACCAAGAUUUGCUGUCUGUAGAAUGUGAUGCUGGUAGUGAUGACAAAGAGCAUGAUAAAUCAGCAUCUGAAGAGAAGAAAGGAAAUCUGUCAGAAAAGUUGAAGAAGCAGAUUGAGAAGGAUCUGCCGCGAACAUUUCCAGGCCAUCCGGCAUUAAAUGAAACUGGCAGGAACUCAUUACGGCGUGUGCUCUCAGCAUAUGCUCUGCAUAACCCCUCAGUCGGGUAUUGCCAGGCAAUGAAUUUCUUUGCUGGCUUAUUACUUCUGAUGAUGCCCGAGGAAAAUGCUUUCUGGACACUGGUGGGUAUAAUCGAUGAUUAUUUUGAAGGUUAUUUCUCACAAGAAAUGACAGAAUCCCAGGUUGACCAACUUGUUUUUGAGGACUUGAUGCGUGAAAGGUUUCCUAAACUAGUAAACCAUCUUGAUUACUUGGGAGUUGAAGUGGCAUGGAUGUCCGGGCCUUGGUUCCUCUCAAUCUUUGUAAACACGCUUCCAUGGGAAAGUGUUCUUCGAGUGUGGGAUGUGAUCCUGUUUGAAGGAAACCGCGUCAUGCUCUUUCGAACUGCGCUUGCUUUGAUGGAUUUAUAUGGACCUGCUCUAGUUACAACGAAGGAUGCUGGGGAUGUUAUAACUUUAUUACAAACACUUACUGGUUCCACAUUUGAUAGCAGCCAACUUGUCUUGACUGCUUGUAUGGGUUUCUUGACCAUUACUGAAGAUCGACUGCAGGAACUGAGACAGAAGCAUAGGCCAUCUGUAGUUUCGACAUUCAACGAAAGAGCCAAAGGGUGCAAAAGCUUCAAAGAUCCUAAAGGUCUCGCAACUAAGUUAUACAGCUUCAAGCAUGAUCGUGGACCAAUAGCAAAAGAAAAUGAGAUAGAAGCAGGCUUGAAUGAUAAUAUGGAUUUAGGUGAAAUUCCAUGUUUGGAAUCUCAUUCUUCCAGCCUGGAUGAUUAUCUUAAAGGCAUGACCAUUGAUUCCGAAGUAGAUUCACUUCCAGAUCUUCAGGAACAGGUGAUUUGGUUAAAGGUUGAGCUCUGCAGGUUGCUAGAGGAAAAGAGAUCGGCUAUGCUCAGGUCUGAAGAAUUAGAAUCUGCGUUUAUAGAAAUGGUUCAAGAAGAUAAUCGAAUGGAACUAGCUGCAAAGGUUGAGAAAUUGGAGAAGGAGGUUGCUGAACUACAGCAGGUUCUGUCUGAUAAGAAAGAAGGGGAGAAAGCAAUGCUUGAGGUUCUCAUGAAUGUUGAGCAAGAACAAAGGAUAGCCGAUGAAGCUCGACGCUCUGCAGAACAACAGCUGCGCGCACUUCAGGAAAAGUAUGACAAUGCCAUGGGUGCCCUGGAUGAUAAGGAGAAGCGGGUUGUUAUGGCAGAGACGAUGCUAGAAGCAACAUUGCAAUAUGAAUCCGGGCAAAGUAAAGCCUCUUCACCUAAGUGAAUAAGCACCCUGCUCCACAGUGCAUAAAAUCUUUUACCGUCUAAGAAAAGGGUCGUCUUCCUUGGGACGGAGAAGUAUAUCCUCGUUAUCUAAUCCCAUUUUCUUCAAUCAUAAUUUAAAUAUGUAUCCCAUGUACCAUUCUGCCAGUUCUACAAAAAAGACUGGUCUACUCUCGUUCGGCCUUGGUUGGAGGAAGGGGAAAGACGACACUGGCAAUAACGUCCCCGACGAUGCUGAUGGCCACCAGCAAGAUAGAUGACAAGAAAGUUACAGAAACAAUAUACUAUGCUCAUUCACUGCAGUAGUUUUUUAACAUCAUCGUUUUUAAGUUUGUAUGUGUACGAUGAGGUAAUAAACAAUAGUUUGUACUUUUUCGGCAACAAUGUUCUCUUUCAACUUUAAUUUGAUCGAAAUAGGCCAACACAAAACUAGUCUUGUUACAAAUUUAGUAUCAACAGAAGGGUAAAAAAACGAACAAACUGGGUGUUUUCUUGCAAAACAUCUCGAGCACAGAUCCAGCAUGUAAUAGCAUCUGAUGCGAAGCAUAUUUUCUAUAUUUUUUCCCCUUAGACUACAUAUUUUUAUGUAAAUUAUAACUCAUGAACUGUCUAUUGACAAGCUUAGGAUUGCAUCCGAGUGAAAUUUCACACCAGUCACCGACAAGGAAGGAUUUCUCAAAUCCCCUAACACCAUUGAUCCAUCCUCAAAUCCAGCAACAACAUGUGCAUAAACCUGUGAUUCAGAUGGCAAAAAGGCUCCAACAGCCAUGCACAUUCCUCUCGACUUUGCAGAACGAUCCAAUGAGCUCCUAGGCUGCUUCACAAGCUUUUCAGCAAUAUUAACAUCCCAAAUCUCAACUGCAGACAAGUCUUCCCCAGCUGUGGCAACAUAAUUACCCCCUCCAGCCUCGAAUCAACCUCAGCUUCAAGGCGAUUCUUGGAUACUUUUUCAGUUGGAGUAAUUUAAGCAUGGGGUUCGUUCAAUACAGAAAGUUUGCCCGAUCGGGCGAUUUUUAGAACGGGAAACGCCCGGUCGGGCGAAAUGUGCACGGCGUGAACAAGAAGCAGGCGCCCGGUCGGGCGAUUUAGUCUCUUAAAGACGCCCGGUCGGGCAUUUGAUGUCGCAACUGCACUAUGGCAGUUUUCUCGGCGGUUGCUUUGGUGGGGAGAAAAGACACGGUUCUUGGAUAAGAGGGGGACGUUUUUGAGGGGAAAAAUACCAGAGGAGAAAAAGAGGAGAGACGGAUCUGGAGAAAAGUCCAUUCAUCAAAAUUGAGGGCUUGAUUUGGUGUAAUUGGUAGGAACGAUUCGUGGAGUAAUUGUGGAGACUUGGAGAAGAUAGUGAAAGGGAAAGUGACGUGUGAUGCUAUUGAAUACAAAUUGAGAGAAUUUUCCAAGUCAAAGUUUCAUUCUCUGCAAAGCUCCAUGGUUUUCUAUCCAUUUGUAAUUGAUCCUAGUUUAAUUAUGAUUGGCUAAAAAUCUCAGUGUUGCUCCAAACAUGUAGAUGGAUAAAUUGUUCGUGUGAUUUAUUCAAUGUUCUUCUUAU
Salvia splendens (bonfire salvia) is the source of this 4153-nucleotide messenger RNA. RefSeq names its product TBC1 domain family member 8B. Bases 218 to 2608 code for a protein of 796 amino acids. Gene Ontology annotation, biological process: regulation of GTPase activity. Gene Ontology annotation, molecular function: GTPase activator activity; small GTPase binding. The transcript is spliced from 17 exons. The record is from RefSeq and is a predicted model, not a curated record. NCBI's taxonomy places the organism in Eukaryota, Viridiplantae, Streptophyta, Magnoliopsida, Lamiales, Lamiaceae.